AUGCAGCUCCUGGACGAGGCAUCCGAUGCGCUACGCCAGGAACAGCAGCGGUCCAAACGCUUUGUCCAGCGGCAAGACUCGGCAUCACUGAUGCCCCCCACACCUACCUCCCGGCCGCCGAAGAUGGAGACAGGAGAGGAUUUGCUGCUCAAGAAGCUGCCUGGGUCAGUCGAAGCUGCAGAAGGUCCGGAGGCCGUGGGCGCCGUCAGCGCAAAGAGCUCCUUCCGCAGCGCCCACUUCCAGGGUGUGCUCCCGUGUGAAGAGCCUCCCGCUCCUGCGUCGCGGCGCCACUCGUUGAUGUCGAAUGCGGAGGUCGACCUGAAGCUAGCGCAAUCUUGGCGAAGGAAGGGCACCGCCACUACGUCGAAAGUUGCAAGGACCGCCACAAGUGGCGGUGGCCUGAAGCAGCUCAGCGGGGAGGAUGAUGCUGAGCAGCUGCUCAUCAUCAGAACCUUGAACAGGUUCGUGCUGGAUCCGAGUUCGCCAAAGCGCUUGGGCUUCGAGGUUCUUGGAUUGUUCCUCAUCAUCUACGACCUGUUCUGGCUUCCCAUGCAGGUCUUCGACCCCCCAGGAAACACGUUCACAGAGGUGAUGGGAUGGACUAGCAGCAUUUACUGGGCUCUGGAUAUCCCAAUGUCGUUCCUAGUGGGACAGAUCAUCCAGAAGAAAGGCAUCAUUGAAAUGCACGUUAGAGCCAUCGCAGGUCUCUACAUUCGUGGAUGGUUUUGGUUCGACAUCCUUGUUGUUUCAGUGGACUGGUCACUGAAUGUGUAUGAGAUGGUGACCAACACGCGGAACGUGGGAGGAAUCAGCGCUCUCCGCCUCGGCAAAGGAGUGCGCAUCCUCCGCGUAUUUCGCCUCAUCCGCGUGCUGAAGGGAGGUGGCAUGCUGCAGGAGCUGCUGGACACUAUCCACUCCGAGCAUUGCAUCAUCAUUGUGGGGAUUGUCAAGCUUCUCGGCUUGAUCCUCUGCGUGAACCACUUCAUUGCGUGCUUGUGGUUUUGGAUCGGGCGGCAGGAUCCCAAUGGCAUAGACACGUGGUUCUAUGACAAUGCCAUCGAUGGAAGAGGUAUUCCUUAUCAGUACUCUACUUGCUUGCAUUGGAGUCUGACGCAGUUUACCCCGGCAUCGAUGGAAGUCUACCCGACCAACGCCACAGAGCGCAUAUUCUGUGUCUGCGUCAUUGUCUCGGCAAUGGUGAUCUUCUCCUCGUUCAUCUCUGCCAUCACAAACGCCAUGACGCAGCUGCGGACGCUGAACAAGGACAGAAAUGAGCAGUUCUCCUUGCUUCGACGAUAUUUGACCCAGUGCAACGUGUCUGGAGGACUUCUUGCACGGGUUCUGCAGAGCGUGAGUUCUGCCAUGAACAGAAACAAGCGGCGGGUGCAUGAAGAGGACAUCAAGGUGCUGAACAUGCUUCCGCUCAGCUUGCGGCAGGACCUCAACAGCGAGGUCUACUCCCCAACUUUUGCACUGCACCCUUUCUUCUCGGUGUGCAACUCCUGCUUCGAACUCCACAUCCGCAAGCUUUACUCCGUGGCGCUGAAAGGAAGGUCCCUGCCUCCAAACCAGGAGCUCAUCACAUCGGGCGAGUCAGCGACCGCGAUGUAUUUCAUCACUUCUGGGGCUCUAACCUACAAAUGCGACAAGCAGCUGUCGCCGCUGCCAGUUCUGCUGCAGGAAGGCAAGUGGAUCUGUGAGGCAGCUCUCUGGCUGAAGUGGUCCCACAAUGGCUUCGCCACCACCGGGCCUGAGGAGUGCGACGUCGUCGGCCUGGAUGCUGGAAAGUUCCAGGAUAUUUUCAAGGAUGACAUCACGGUGAAAAACUAUGCCGUGGCCUUCUGGACCUAUUUCAUGGAAUGCCCGGGCUCGCUCACGGACGCCUGGGCCGAUGAGGAGCUGCUGUUCGACUGGGCGACGGGCGCACUGGUGAGUGCAGAAAAGCAUGUUGGUGGUGUGAUCAACCCUGACCAUCGCAACCAUGCGUUCACCCGACACGUCAUCAACAAGCGCCGCUCCAGCAGCGCGAUGCUGGAUGAGACGCACGUAGGCAAGAUCUUCCCAAAAAGUGGCAGCUCAAUCGAUGGCCCGGAGUAG
This is a messenger RNA of Symbiodinium natans, 2097 nucleotides long. The record is from the annotation of a GenBank genome assembly. Lineage: Eukaryota; Dinophyceae; Suessiales; Symbiodiniaceae.